This is a messenger RNA of Blastomyces dermatitidis ER-3, 624 nucleotides long. RefSeq names its product D-tyrosyl-tRNA(Tyr) deacylase. The record is from RefSeq and is a predicted model, not a curated record. Gene Ontology annotation, molecular function: D-tyrosyl-tRNA(Tyr) deacylase activity. Gene Ontology annotation, biological process: tRNA metabolic process. The transcript is spliced from 5 exons. NCBI's taxonomy places the organism in Eukaryota, Fungi, Ascomycota, Eurotiomycetes, Onygenales, Ajellomycetaceae. Gene Ontology annotation, cellular component: cytoplasm. The coding region runs from base 1 to 624 and encodes 207 amino acids.
AUGAAAGCUGUUCUACAACGAGUCACCUCCGCCUCAGUCACUGUCGAUAAGAAGCUCGUUUCCUCCAUUGGCAGAGGAAUCCUAGUGUUUGCCGCUGUCGGCCCAGAUGAUACCCACAAAGAUGCAGAGUCCCUUGCGGCAAAGGUUCUCAAGCUAAAGAUAUGGCCAGAUGAGGCGGGCGGGACGUGGAAGAAGAGCGUUCAAGAUAUACAGGGAGAGGUCCUAUGCGUGUCCCAGUUCACACUCCUUGCCCAGAUCAAAAAGGGCAACAAACCAGACUUCCACAACGCCGCAGAUGCGACCAAGGCUAAGGAAUUGUAUGAGCAUUUCUACAACAAAGUACGGGAGCUCUACAAUGUCGAGCGCGUUAAGAACGGCGUCUUCCAGGCGAUGAUGGAAGUGGGACUCGUCAACGAUGGACCGGUUACGAUUCAGAUUGAUACCACGUUGCCUAAGAAGGAACAGAAGAAACCCGGAAAUGGGAACGGGAAUGGGAAUGGUAAUGGUAACGGCCAGUCGAGUGAUUCAAAUACGCGGCAAUCUGAGCAAGACGGGGUGGGGAAGAAGGGCGCAGAUGGGGGACAGAACUACGAACUCAAGCUUCCGACGUCGUUGCUAGAAUAA